AUGGAAACAAGCACUGCAUCACUUUUGUCUGUACUGAAAGACUAUAAAGAACUCUGCUGCCAGCUAUACACUACGAAAAACCUCUAUGCAUUGCUGUUUGCAGUGGUCGUGAUACUAGUUGUGCUCAUUGCAUUCAACUUUGUAUCAAUUAUGCUCUUUCUCCUGGAAAUAGUGCACAAGGUGGAUGUAAAAGAGAAAGUAAAAGUGGAGACAGAGCUGAAAGCUAAAAAGAAGAGAAGAGACAUAUUAAUAUGUAAAAUAGGAGAAAGUCGAAAGAAAAGAAACGCACUGAUGCAUAAACUUGAAGAGAAAACUUUGGACGCUGCUCAAGAGGAUUUAGAAAUACUAGAGCUUGAAAUGCAAAACAGCGAAAAUCAUGAAAAAGAACUUAGCCAAAUAGAAGAAUGCAUAAAAAAACAGGAGGAAGAGCUAAAAGAAAAAAAAUGGAACGUGCUGCUGGUUGAGAGACUGAUAAACGAGAAAAGGGAAGAUAGGCUAAACUGA
Nematocida minor is the source of this 504-nucleotide messenger RNA. RefSeq lists its product as uncharacterized. NCBI's taxonomy places the organism in Eukaryota, Fungi, Microsporidia. Bases 1 to 504 code for a protein of 167 amino acids. The transcript has a single exon. The record is from RefSeq and is a predicted model, not a curated record.